AUGGAUGACCGUACUCCUUGUUCGCGCCGACCAAUCAAAUCUCGCCACCACACCAGAGUGAAGCGAUUUGAAGUUCGACCCCGUCAGAAGACGACGGACCACUCGGCAUCUGGUCAAGAGGCACCAGUUCGUCGUCUUCUGACGGGACCGACCUUCGAAAAUCUUCACCAACCGUCUUCACUCGAAAUGGAAGUAAGCUCAGCAAUUAUGAAACAAGAGGCUUCUUGA
This is a messenger RNA of Protopolystoma xenopodis, 228 nucleotides long. NCBI's taxonomy places the organism in Eukaryota, Metazoa, Platyhelminthes, Monogenea, Polystomatidea, Polystomatidae. The record is from the annotation of a GenBank genome assembly.